Molecule: messenger RNA, 5754 nt
Organism: Hypanus sabinus (Atlantic stingray)
Lineage: Eukaryota; Metazoa; Chordata; Chondrichthyes; Myliobatiformes; Dasyatidae
Product: 5-beta-cholestane-3-alpha,7-alpha-diol 12-alpha-hydroxylase-like
Exons: 1
Coding region: 429-1952 (507 amino acids)
Molecular function (GO): heme binding; sterol 12-alpha-hydroxylase activity; iron ion binding
Source: RefSeq, a predicted model, not a curated record
CUACAGCUAUAAAAUGAUACCACACUUCGACAAGUUGAUAUAUAUACAAUUAAUAAAGCUGAAGAUAAAACUUAUCAAAAAAGAAUAAUAUAUGAUAAUGAAAAAAAGUGUUAUUUUGUAAAUAGCACUAUUCUUUUGCACUUCUGGAUAGAUGCUAAUUGCAAUUCAUUGACUUUGUAUCUGCACGUGGCACAAUGACAAUAAAGUUUAAUCUAAUAAUCUAAUGUAAUAUGAAUGGACCAAUAGAGACCAGAUGGGAUUAGUUUGAUCUGUUCCAUGUUCAUUCCCAACUGUUACCCAAUGCGGUAUCUCUUGAGUUAAUAAUUGACCAGAAGUGACGCAGUUAUCUGACACUUAACAACUCCUCACCCCACCACGAAUUUGAGAACGGUGGUUUGGCACUUUGCGGAGUCAGAUUCUUCCAAACCAUGUCUUACGUGCUGCUUAUUCCUUUGAGCCUGGUAAUCAUCCUUGUCGUUCUCCUUUACUUCCUGGGCGCUUUUAGAAGGAGGGGACCGAACGAGCCGCCUCUGGACACCGGCUACCUGCCAUGGUUGGGCCACGUCCUGUCUUUCCGAAGGAACACAAAGCAGUUAUUGCAGCAGAUGCAGAAAAAGUACGGGGAUAUCUUCACAAUCCAGAUAGCCGGCUAUUACAUUACAUUCCUGAUGGACCCGCUAUCCUACGGAGCUGUGAUGAAGGCGUCGAGAUCGAAAAUAGACUUUGAAAAGUUUGCAGUUGAAUUGGUUGAAAGGGUAUUCGGUUAUCGCGCCCAACAAAAUGACCACAAACUGCUGGAGGCAGUAAGUAACAGAUACCUUAUGGCGGACGGUUUGGUUGAUCUGACCCAAGCCAUGAUGAUGAAUCUGCAGAAACUGAUGCUUCACAGGAUUGCGGACAGUUCCAUAGAAUGGAAGCAAGAUGGACUGUUCAAAUACUGCUACAAUAUAGUAUUCAGGGCGGGCUACCUCUCUCUGUUCGGUAACGAACCAACCAAGGGAGAUCUGGACCAUGCUAAUAAACUGGACCGAGAAAACUCGGACCAACUCUACUAUGAGUUCAGGAAAUACGACCGACUGUUUCCCAGGCUCGCUUACGCUGUGCUCACGCCCAGGCAGAAGCUGGAAGCCGAGAGACUCAAGAGGAUGUUCUGGAGCCUUCUCUCUGUGCAGAAAGUGAGAAACCGGGAACAGAUCAGCAGCUGGGUGACAGAGCGCCUGCGCCAGAUGGAUGAACAAGGAACAAUGGAGUAUAUGCAGAACCGCUACAUGUUGCUGAUGCUCUGGGCGUCUCAGGGAAACACCGGUCCUUCGGCUUUCUGGCUCCUCUUAAGCCUUUGCCGUAGUCCCGAAGCUUUGAACGCGGUGCGAGCCGAAGUGGACGAGCUGCUGGCGCAGACCGGCCAGCGAGCGACGGCGGACGGGCCACCGAUCAACCUGACCCGGGAUAUGCUGCAGAAGACUCCAGUGCUGGACAGUGCCGUGGAGGAGAGCCUGCGUAUGUACGCCGCUCCGCUAUUGUGCAGGGCCGUGACGGAGAACUUUGAGCUGCCGAUGGCUGACGGCCGGCGCUACAUGCUGCGGAAAGGGGACCGGGUGGCUGUUUUCCCUCACAUCUCGCCACAUAUGGACCAGGAAGUGCAUCCGCGGCCGCACACCUUCCAGUUCGACCGUUUCCUCAACGCGGACGGGACAAAGAAGACUGACUUCUACAAGAGGGGCCAGAAGCUGAAAUAUUACAACAUGCCAUGGGGAGCUGGCGUCAGUAUGUGUCCCGGUCGCUUCUUCGCCACCAACGAACUAAAACAGUUUGUUUUCCUCAUGCUCUGCUACUACGACUUCGAGCUGGUGAACCCCGAGGAGGAUGUACCGCCCAUUGACAAAAGCCGCUGGGGGUUUGGCGUGAUGCAGCCGACUUACGACGUCCAGUUUAGAUACCGCUUCAGGUUUUAGCAGUUUGUUAUUUUUUUCCCUAAACGCAUACACCCCUUCUGUUUACUCAAGUUAACACAUAAAACUCAAAACCACUAACCACUGGUAUUUUAAUAAAAAGAAAGAUUGAUAAACUUCUGAAUAUGAAGGGAAUCAAUGAGUAGGGAAUUAAGAGAGAUAUACAUAUUGGCUGCUGGAUGUUCCGGGGUUUCGAUGUUUCAAAAUGGGCAAGGGAGGGAGGUAAAAGCGGCAUUACUAAUCAGGGAUAAUAUUACAGCUGCAGAGAGGUGUGAGUUCUGGAGGAAUUGUCUACUAAAUCUGUGUGGGUGGAAGUCAGAAACGGGGAGGGAGCACUCUAUUAAGAGUAUUCUAUAAACUAACAGCAACAGAGACGCUGAUAGGCAGAUUGGGAGGCCGAUUUUUGAAAGGGGCACAUACAUAAUAAGGUUGUUAUCAUGGGUGACUACAACUUCCCUAAUAUUGAUUGGCACCCCUCCUUAAUGCAAAAGUUGUAAAUAGGACAGAAUUCGUCAGGCGUAUAGUCAAGCCACUAGAGGAGAUGCCCUACUGGAUCUGGCACGAGGCAAUAAAUUGGUUUGGUGUCAGAUUUCUCUGUAGGUGAGAAUUUUGGAAAUAGAGACCACUACUUCCUGGCCUAAUGAUAGCCUUGGAGAUGGAUAGAAGCAACUGGUAUAGGAAAGUAUUUAAUUAGGGGAGGGAAAUUAUGAUGCUAUUAGGCAAGAACUUAGGAUCAUAAGUUGGGAACAGAUGUACUCAGGGAAAUGCACAACAGAUAUAUGGAGGUUAUUUAAGGAGUACUUGCAUUGGGUUCUGAAUAGGUUUGUCCCAUUAAGGCAAGGAAAGGACCCUACGGCAAAGGAACCAUGGUUGAUAAGAAAUGUGAAACAUCUAGUCAUCAGGAGGAAGAAAGAAGCUUACUUAAGGUUUAUGAGGCAGAGCUCUAGGAAAUUACAAGGUAGCCGAGGAGGUGCUGAAGAAUGGGAGAACUAGAGUGGGGCUUCAGAAGACUUUGGUGAGUAGGAUUAAGGAAAACCCCAAGGCAUACUACACAUACACAAUGGACAGGAGGAUGACUAGAGUGAGGGUAGGACUGAUCAGGGAUAAAAGAGGAUACAUACCUGGAGCUGGAGGAGGUAGAUAUUUCUUAAUGAAUACUUUGUUUCAGUAACCACCAGUGAGAGAGACCUUGAUGUUUAUAAGGUCAGUGUAAAACAAGCUGAUACGCUAGAAUAUGUUGAUGUUAAGAAAGAGAAUGUGCUGGCAGCUUUGAGAAAUAUUAGGAUAGAUAAGUCCUCAGGGCUGAAUGGGAGGUGAGAGAAGAGAUUCCCACAUCUUUGGUGAUGAUCAUUGUGUCAAUAGACAAUAGACAGUAGGUGCAGGAGUAGACCAUUCAGCCCUUCUAGCUAUUCACUGUGAUCAUGGCUGAUCAUACACAACCAGUACCCUGUUCCUGCCCUCUCCCCAUAUCCCUUGUCCCCGCUCUCUAUAAGAACUAACUCUCUCUUGAAAGCAUCCAGAGACUUGGCCUCCACUGCCUUCUGGGGCAGAGCAUUCCACAUAUCCACCACUCUCUGGGGGAAAAAGUUUUUCUGCAUCUCUGUUCUAAAUGGCCUACCCCUUAAUCUUAAACUGUGGCCUCUAGUUCUGGACUCACCCAUCAGUGGGAACGCUUCCUGCCUCCAGUGUGUCCAAUCCUUUAAUAAUCUUAUAUGUCCUCACUAACCACAGGAGUAGUACCACAAGACUGGAUGAUGGAGAAUGUUAAUAAGGAGGUAGGGAUAAUCCUAGAAAUUAUUAUCAGUGAAUAUUACAUCAGUGAUGGGCAAACUGUUGGAGAGGAUUAUUAGAGGCAAGAUUUAUGAGCAUUUGGAGAAGCAUGGUCUGAUUACAGAUAGCGUUGCUUUGUGAGGGGCAGGUCAUGCUUCACCAACCUGAUUGAUUUCCUUGGGGAAAUGACAAAACAAGCUGAUGAAGGAAGUGGAGGGGAUGUGGUGUAUAUGGAUUUUAGGCAUUUGACGAAGUUCCUCAUGGUAGGCUCAUUCAGAGAAUCAGGAGGUGUGAAAUCCAGGGAAACUCAGCUGCUUGGAUUAAGAAUUUGCAUGCCCACAGAUGAUAGCAGAUGAAACAUAUUCUGCCUGGAGAUUGGUGACCAGUGGUGUUCUCAGGGAUUUUUCUCUGGAACCUAUGCUCUUUGAUACAUUUAUGAAUGGCUUGGUUGAGGAAGUGGAACAGUGGGUUAGUAAGUUUGCAGAUGCCACGAAGGUUGCUGGCAUUGUGGAGAGUGUAGAAGGCCAUUGUAGACUUCAACAGGACUUCGAUAGGAUGCAGACCUUGGCUGAGAAGUGGCAGAUGGAGUUCGUUCCAGAAAAGCUUGAGGGUUGAAAUUGAAGGCAGAGUACGGGGCUAAUAGCGGGAUUCUUAGCCUCAAAUUUUCCACACAAGAUGAUAGAAUUGUUAAGGUUUAUAGUUAGCCUUCAUUAGCGGGAGAUUGAGUUCAAGAGCAAGGUAAUGUAUAGUAGCUUUUCUCUUUGAAGGGAAGCAGGAUGAGAGGUGACUUGAUAGAAGUGUAUAAAAUGAUAAGAGGUAUAGAUUGAAUGGACAACUAGAGAUUUUUUCAAGGGUGGAAAUGACUAAUACAAGGGGGCCUAAUUUUAAGAUGAUUGGAGAGGGGGUGUCUGAGGUAGAUUUUAUACAGGAUGUGUGAAACACUUUGCCAGGGUGGUGAUAGAGAUAGAUACAUUAGAGACAUUUAAGAGACUAUCAGAUAGACACAUGAUGAAAGAAAAAUGGAGGGUUAUGUGGGAGGGAAGGGUUAGAUUGAUCUUACAGUAGGGUAAAUGGUUGGCAUAACACAGGGGUGUCAAACUCAUUUUAGGUCACGGGCCGGAUUGAGCAAAAAUGCAGCUUCAUGCGGGCCGGAUCAGUCGGGCGCGUGCGAACGCAGCUUUCAUUGCCUCCGUUUUUUCAGCCUGCUCUCAUGUGUCUCAGUCUCUGCUAUAAGAACAAAGUGUUUCACUUUACAAAUUCCGUUUCUUAUGAAGAAGACUGCCGAGCAAGACUGCCGAAUAAACACUAAAAACCCUGAAAACCUGGUACCUGAAUAAACUCAGCAUUAGCCAUAUCAUACGCCAUAGGCGCUUCGAUUACUGGGGUCAGCUUUAAUAGUAAUUAGAUAUUAUCUCACGGGCCAAAGAUAAUUCCACCGCGGGCCGGAUUUGGCCCGCAGGCCUUGAGUUUGACAUAUAUGGCAUAACAUCAUGGGCCGAAGGGAAUAUGGAGUGCCAUAUAAUUUGUGUUAGACCUCAUUGUUGCAGUAGAGAAGGUCGAGAUCAGACAGGUUGGUAAUAGAAUAGGCAGGGGAAUUGCAAUAACAUGCACCCAGAAGUUGGAAAGAGCUGUUGCAGUCAGAGUACAGAUUCUAUGCAAAAUAGUCACUUUGUCAGUACUUUGACUCACCAGUGUAGAGAAGGCCAGAUCUGGAGCACCAAGUGCAGAUGAGUUUGGGGCAGGUGCAGAUGAAUCUCUGGCUUAUUUAGAUGGCCAGUUUAGGUCCUCAGGUGGUGGUGACUAAGGAGCUGAAGAGAUACCACAUAUGGUUACAGGGGAAAGUUGCUGGAGACUGGGAAGAGUAGUUGAAUGGAUGAGAACAGACAAAAAACUUAGAGAGAUUCAUCCCUGCAGAAAGCAAGGUAGUGUUGAAGUGAGGAAAAUGUGAUUGAUGAUAAGAUGUCUGACUAACUAAUAAUUGUACUUAACCAGCAAAAAUAAACAAUUAAAAUGAACUGUUGAUAUUUUCUUUAUA